AUGGCUUCGCGCCUCGACAAGCUCCUCGAGCUCCUCGAUACUGGCUCAAGUCUCGAGAUCCGUCUUGCAACAGCAAAGAAUAUUGCUCACAUUGCUACAAAAUGUCUCCGCAAGGACUCGGGCAUCGAAGGAGACGCCCAGGAGAUCAAACCAGCCUUGGACGCGCUCGGAAGCGUGAUUCAACCCCUGGAAUCCACUGAAGACUGGUCAGACGUGAUUUCUGUCGUCGCAAAGGCAGAGACUAGAAACGCCGCUGCAAACACCCUUUCGCAAAUUUGUACUCUUGCACCCGUCUGGGCACCACUUCAUCCAGCAUUGCCAGACGCGGCCUCAGACGUCGAAUUUCCACCGUUUUCUGUCGAGCAAAUCCUGGAAAGUGGUAAACUUCUCCUGUCCUCUUCGGGACAAGAGUUCAACAAGGCGGGUGGCGCUGGCUCAGCUGCGGAGCUGGAACGUGCCCGGCGGGAGGCAAAGACAAGACUUGGAUUGGAUUUUCUUGAUGGAGAUGAAGACGAUAACGGUUGGACCCAGGAGCUCAUGGAGGAAGCCGCCAACGUGAAUGUCGACGAUGAACAGACAAACCAUGUCAAGUCUCCCGAAUCAAAAAUGGACGCAACGAGCCCUAUGUCUCGAACAGAUGAUCCAGCUUCACCCAUGUCCGUCGAUACGCCCUACUUUCCUCUCGCCCGACCUGGUGCUGGAGCUCGCACGGAUUCACAUCAGUUGUCUGACGAUCGCCUGGAUUCACCCACGGCAGAGUACCCCAACGACACUGCACUCUCUGCGCGCGAGAGGAACAGGCUCAAACGAAAGCGCCGUCAGGAAGAGGGAGCGGGCCCAAUCAUCACUCGAGCAGCUGCUCCCCCUGCAAAAAUACGUAUCGUCGAGCAAGAAGGGAAACCGACGCCAAAGCCGGCAGCAUCAUCCCCACCGCCGAAUGAAGACGAAAAGAUUGUCAUCGAUCCACAAAAAGGAGGUCAAGUAGAAGCAAAGGAAAAAUCAUCUCAUCGAGCGUUGGAAGUCAAGCCAGGACAGUGGAUAUGGGCUGGACUGAUGAAAGUCCUCUCGGUAGAUCUCUUCAAUGCGAACUGGGAGACUCGCCACGGAACAGCGCUGGCACUCCGAGAGGUGAUCAAACUUCAGGGCGCUCAUGCCGGAACACUCUAUAAUGCCACCGCAGAAGAAAAUGCGAUCAAUCAUGCCAAAUGGUGCAACGAUAUGGCGGCCAAAUUGCUUUGCGUAUUCGUCAUGGACCGAUUCUCAGACUAUGUAUCUGAUCAAGUCGUCGCGCCCGUACGGGAAAGUGCAACGCAAGCGCUUGCAGCUCUCUUACUUCACAUGCCUGAAAGCUCCGUCUAUCAUGUCCACAGGAUACUGUUGGCAAUGAUACGUCAGGAUCUCAGUCAACUUCCCGCAAAGAAGCCUAAGAAUGGCUAUGUGUGGCAAGUCCGCCACGCUGGCUUGCUCGGUCUCAAGUACGAGGUUGCUGUACGCGAAGAUCUCAUUGAGCGGCAGGAGAGCCGAGAGCUUUUACGAGGUGUUGUAGAAGCUGCACUGCUAGGGCUUGCGGAUGCAGACGACGAUGUGCGAUCCGCUGCAGCAGGCUGCUUGAUCCCCGUCUGUGGAUCUAUCGUGAGAUACCUCCUGGAUGAGCUCCCGAAACUACUCGCUAUCCUUUGGAGCUGCUUUGAGUCUAUGAAGGAUGACUUGAGCUCGAGCGUUAGUGCCGUAAUGGAUCUUCUUGUUGCCUUAACGAAUUAUGAUAGGGCUCUUGUCGCAUUCCCUGAUGUCAUGGCCAUGUUUUCGGACUCGACGAGAUCGCGUCCAUUAGAUCAACUGGCACCCCUCCUCUUCCCAUUCUUCCGUCAUACAAUCUCCAAUGUUCGCCUUGCUGUCGUGCGCACGCUUUAUGACUUUCUCUCCGUUCCCAGCCUACCAUACAACUGGGCGAACAAUUCAUUCUUUCGCCUCUUAUUCCAAAACGUUCUACUAGAGGAGCGAGACGAUAUCAGAGCAUUGUCUGUCCGAACGUGGCGCCUCGCUCUCGGAAAAGUCAUUCCUAACGUCAGCAACAUGGACGACCUCAUACCCGUUUUGAUCUUUCGAGAUUGGAUCGAAACUUGUACAACGCCACUCGGCGACCCCAUUGAUACAUCUAGGCUCUUCAUCUUACCGCAUUUUGACGACAUGACCGAAGUACACAACGUGGACAAGAACAUGAUUUCUCAAGACCUGUCACUCAUAGACCUGGGCACUGUGUGGAAAGCACGUAUAGCAUCAGCUCAAUGCCUAGCAAUUUUGGCGAACGCUCUACCCCAGCAACUACACAAUGAAUAUUUUGAUCUUCCGCUCAAGCAUUAUCUCAACUCGCCAAGCUAUUUCCACAAGUUUAUGGGCGCCACCAUACUUCAGGAAUGGUCUUCAGAGUACGAAACGGCAACCGGAAACCCGUUCGCCGCCUCCUCGCCGCUCGCAGACGAACUCAGUAAAGUCAUUGUAUCGGUCCUGGUGGCAGAUCCGCCGGCAUGUUAUCACGAAACACUCUACGUCCUGGAUCAACUCUGUAGGAUGUGCAAUUCGCUCGUCAUAUCGUUCCUACAAGACUCCAAAUUCAGCGCCACGAAUCCUGGCCUACCACAGAUGGCUUCUCUAGGAAGCGAAGCCGGAAGCUUCACUCUCGUGCAUGCACGCUCUACCGUUGAUUGGCUGGAUAACCUUCACAAUCUCUUCCAAAAGCCAAAGAAGAAGAAGGAUGUCACUCGGAUCGACGAUUCCAAGAGGUCAAUCCGCGAGCUGAUACACGUGUUUGAGGAGAUGAAAUCCGCCGAGGACUCGCAAGUUGCCGCUGCUUUCGCAUCCGCCGCGAUUGCUCUAAAGGCUAUCCCACCCAAACUGACCCCGCUUAUCAAGGGUGUCAUGAAUAGCAUAAAAACAGAAGAGAUUGAAGACUUGCAACGUCGCUCCGCGGGCUCAUUAGCCGCGUUCAUUCAUUUCUCUUCGACCAGUCCGUCUUCAGCAUUGUCCAACUCUGUGGACAAGGUUAUCAAAAACCUGUGCGUAUUCCUAUGUCAGGACGAAGCCCACACGCCGCUCUUUGCCAAAAUUGGAAAGGAAGAGGGGAUACUCUCAUUUAACAAAGUAUUGGCUACGACGGUUGUUGCCGCUGGUCGACACAAGGAUGUUCCAGUCGAUGAGCCAAAGGAAAUCGUCGCUGCUCGGAUCAUGAGACGCGGAGGCGUCGCGGCCUUUGUUCAAAUGACCAUGAUCUUUGGUUCAAGUCUAUUUGAGAAAGUACCAAAGAUAUGGCAAUGCGUAUCGGAGGAGCUACUCAAGGCAUACCCUCCCGACUCAAUCACAGACGCCGAUGCGGCCCUUCUCGAUGGUGCCGGACAGGGGCUACUAGACACUUUAACGGCGCUGCGCGAUGUGUUGCCAACAUUGCACGCUGAUCUGCAUUCGAAGAUUGAGGAGCUGUUCCCCAGUCUCCUACUCAGUCUGCAAUCCAAAUUUGCGGUCAUACGUCAAGCUGUUUCCAAGUGUUAUGCAGCAAUAUGCGACGUGAUGACGUCAAAGGCCAUGCUAUUUCUUGUGCAGAAGAUUCUUCCACUGAUAGAUGAUGUGGAGAAUGUGAAAAGGAGGCAAGGCGCUGUCGAGCUCAUUUUUCAUGUUGUUGGUGCGCUGCAGAUGAAGAUUCUUCCAUAUAUUCUUUUCCUGGUGGUCCCGCUUCUCGGUCGAAUGAAUGACGUUGAUGAGGAUAUUCGUUCUGCUGCAACCAACUCAUUUGCUACUCUGAUCCAGCUAAUGCCAUUGGAGCACGGUCUUCCCGAUCCUCCAGGGUUCCCAGAGCAGCUCUUGAAAAAGCGUGAUGAAGAGCGAACGUUCUUAUCUCAGCUGUUGGGCGGAGGUCAGGUUGAGAACUACCAGAUACCAGUCACAAUAAAUGCCGAGCUGAGAAAGUAUCAGCAAGAGGGCGUCAACUGGCUUGCUUUCUUGCGCAAGUACCAACUCCAUGGCAUUCUCUGCGAUGAUAUGGGUCUUGGGAAGACAUUGCAGUCUAUCUGCAUAUUAGCAAGCGCUCAUCACGAGCGAGCGGAACGAAAUGAGCCUCAUCUUCCAUCCUUCAUCGUGUGUCCUCCGACCCUUACGAAUCACUGGCUCCAUGAAAUCAAUCGAUACGCAAACAACCUGAAACCAAUCAUAUAUGCUGGACCAGUAAAGGAACGUCGUGCCAGGUCGAAAAGGCUAAAGCAAUACGACGUUGUCAUUACCUCUUACGAUGUGGUACGCAACGAUAUCAACGUUCUCGCCCAUCAAACUUGGUUAUAUUGCAUACUGGAUGAAGGUCACUUGAUCAAGAAUGCGCGAUCAAAAGUGUCUCAAGCCGUCAAGACGAUAAAAGCACAUCAUCGCCUCAUUCUCUCCGGGACCCCAAUUCAGAAUAAUCUCCUAGAGUUGUGGAGCCUUUUCGACUUCCUGAUGCCCGGAUUCCUGGGCAAUGAGAGUCAAUUCAACGAACGCUUCGCUCGACCUGUCCUUGCAAGCAAAGAGGGCAAGAUGGGUGCUAAAGGAGCGGAGAGUGCGGCGCGUGCAUUGGAGGCCCUGCACAAACAAGCAUUACCCUUCCUUCUUCGCCGCAUGAAAGAAAAUGUUCUGAACGAUUUGCCGCCAAAAAUCAUACAGGACUACUAUUGCGAUGUCUCUCCGCUGCAGCAGCUGCUAUUCGAGGAAUUCCAAACGUCCAAGGCUUCUGAGGAAGCGACAACAUCAGUGAAGAGUGAAGGUACCAAAGGGCAUGUAUUCCAAGCGCUUCAAUAUCUGCGCAAAGUUUGCAAUCAUCCGGCGCUUGUUCUCAAGGACGAACAACCGGAGACCGCCGCCAUUCUAGAGAAGUUGGCCGCAAAUGGCGAGGAUGUCAAGUCAGUACGGGAUAUAGAGAAUGCGCCCAAGCUUCUUGCACUAAAACAAUUGUUGCAAGAUUGUGGGAUUGGCGUUACAUCCAAGGAUCUAGAAGCCCCAGAGGACCACCUGGAGCUACCUGCCGAGCCACCACAGCAUCGAUGUCUCAUCUUCUGUCAGAUGAAGAUGAUGGUCGACGUCAUCGAGAAGGACUUAUUCCAGACGAUGAUGCCGACGGUUAGCUACAUGCGACUCGACGGCACCACGGAGUCACAGCGCAGACACGCAAUCGUGCAGACAUUCAACGAUGAUCCCAGCAUCGACUGUCUUCUCCUUACGACCCAUAUCGGAGGACUCGGACUCACUCUCACCGGAGCUGACACGGUCAUCUUCGUCGAACAUGACUGGAACCCAAUGAAAGAUCUGCAGGCAAUGGAUCGUGCCCACCGACUUGGACAAAAACGCGUCGUCAAUGUGUACCGACUGAUAACAAAGGGCACCUUAGAAGAAAAGAUUAUGGGUCUCCAGCGUUUCAAACUCAACAUUGCCAAUACAGUCGUCACUCAGCAGAAUGCUGGUUUGGAAUCUAUGGAUACUGACCUGGUUCUCGACUUGUUCAGGAAGCCGACCACCGAUCAGGACGACGCGGCAGCCUCUAAUAAAAGGAGCAACAUGAGCAACGGUCCGGUCUCCCAGAAGGAUAUUCUCAGUGGUUUGGAGGAACUACAUGGGGAGGACGAAUACGCUGACAUGAAUUUGGAAUCUUUCAUGAGUACACUGAGGCGCUAG
Molecule: messenger RNA, 5685 nt
Organism: Serendipita indica DSM 11827
Lineage: Eukaryota; Fungi; Basidiomycota; Agaricomycetes; Sebacinales; Serendipitaceae
Source: the annotation of a GenBank genome assembly